UUUUUUUUGUUAUUAUUAUUAUAUUGAAUACUGCACUGUUGGGUAAGGCUCGCACGUUUAUCAUUUCACUGUACUUGUUCAUAUGAAAACUAAAUCUUCAAACUUGAAAUAGAGAGAGGCGGGUCGUUGAGUUGGCACUCUGCCCAGUCCUCAUACCGUUUGUGUUCCAUGGAACUCCACCAUGAACCCACCCCCACUUAAACUCUGCAUAAAGAGUGCACAAACUAUUCAGACUCAAACAAACCGACUAACACAACUCCUGACGUAUCUGAGGAGAGGAGAUGAGAGGAAAGGAGAUGUGAAAAGAGAAGAGGGACUUUUUAUGAAGACAUAGUUUAUAUUAUUGGGGGUGUCUUGACUGGACAUACUCAGAAGACUCCAGAUGUGUGUAGUUAGAGUCUUCUAACAAUAAUCUACCAGUACUGUAGUAUCUGAUAACAACACAGCAAAGGUCGACGGGCAGACACUAUUUGUACCACGAACGAUGUUCAACAGAAUGCAGGAGCAUGCUCUGACAGAAUGACAACUCCGUGGCUUGAAACGUCCCACUCGCUCGACUACACCCUUCCACCAGUGAUCAUUCACCUUGGUAACCACACGACGACAGCAUUGAAUAGCAACCAGUCCUGUAGUGGUGAUGACGAGAUCUUUAAGUACCGAGCCUACACUGUCACCUACCUACUGGUGUUCCCUAUGGCGUUUCUUAGCAACAUUGGAGCGCUGUUUGUGUUCCUGCGACUGAUGCCCAAACGGUCUGCGUCCUCUGUCCUCAUGACCAAUCUCGCCCUAUCAGAUGCAUGCUUCUCCCUCACCCUGCCGCUGCGAUUGGCCUACUACUUCAGAGGCGCUCGCUGGGACCUCCCUGAUUGGCUGUGCCGACUGUGUGUGUUUUGCUUCUAUCUCAACCUCUACACCAGCGUUCUCUUCCUUACUGGACUGAGCAUACUCCGUUGGCUGGCCGUGCUGAAGCCUCUCCGUCAUCGAGCCUUGGCCACGCCCCUUCGUGCCUUAUUGGCUUGCUUGGGCAUUUGGCUGUUUGUGGGCGGCGCUUCAGUCCCAUUCCUGUUUUCGGGGACCAGGGUGAGGGCGGGAUUAACACGCUGCUUCGAGCCACGUAACCCUGCCUCCUGGAAGAUGAUCUUCAUUCUCAACUACGUGGGCAUGACAUUCGGCUUCCUGAUCCCGUUCCUCACCAUCCUCGGUUGCUACGGCUGCAUCAUCCACCGACUGACAGCUACAAUCUCGUCAGCAUUAGGGUUGACUGGUAGCCUGAACAGGAACAAGAUACGUAACCAGGGGAGACGUCGGCGCCGGCGCCGGUCUCUGCGUCUGGUCGCCAUGGUGAUCUGCACAUUCCUACUGUGCUUUCUGCCCUAUCACGUGGCUCGCUCACUACACCUGCACGCGGUGGUGGGCAGGUGGGGCUGUGUUGCUACGGCGACACUGCAGCGGGUGUUGGUGGUGACGCUGUGUCUAGCGGCGGCCAACAGUGCGGUUAACCCUCUGUUGUACUACUACUCCGGGGAGUCCUUUAGAGCGGUCAUACGCAGCGCCUCGUCACGACGACGGUCCUUCUCCUCCUCCUUCACUCAGGGCAGCCUGCUGCUCUCUCGCAGAAAGAAGACCACAAUGCAUACAACAGCAACAAUGCGAGACUCACCCCUCGCUCCACCCCUAACCCUUCCUGGGUCCCUACCAGACACACCCCUCGCUCCACCCCUAACCCUUCCUGGGUCGCUACCAGACACAAACCUCGCUCCACCCCUAACCCUUCCUGGGUCGCUACCAGACAGAACCCUCGCUCCACCCCUAACCCUUCCUGGGUCCCUACCAGACACACCCCUCGCUCCACCCCUAACCCUUCCUGGGUCCCUACCAGACACACAAAGCCGUGUGGAAGACAGUCUAUAAAGGGUUCAAAACCUAUUUGCCCUAUACCCCACCUCUACUUACAGACACUGAGACCUGAACACCUAGCUACAUUCUCCAGAAUCAGAGACACUUUGCUGCACAUGUAAAAUGGAGCCCUGAGGCCUGAACCAGAACCACACACACACACACACCCACACGGAGACACUAACCUUUAGGUUUCCGAGGCACUUUGUGGGUGUGCUCUCUGUUAUUUCCAUUCCCGCUGCCCGGCCGGCAGCCACAGGUGCCGGGCCUACUUUUGUUUGAUCGUUUAUUAUCCCAGUGUUAAUCAUUACACUCUUCAUAGAUGUAUCAUAUAGGUCAAAAACAGUUUGCACAAGUCCCACAGGCUCACAUUUGUAGGUUAAAUUUAAUAAUAUCUUCAGUUGAUCAUAGUGACUGACAAUUGUUGCCUACGUAAUACAUAUUUAGUUUUUUCCUUGACAUUGAAGUAACGGAUAUAUUUGAUGCAAGAGCUUCGAAUACCAUAUGCGUCUCACAAAAGACCUCAUCCAACAUCAAGAGGCUCUUGUCCAGUUUGACAUUGCAUAUAAAGUUAGCAGGGCCAUUGGAGACUAGCCAGACCUCAUGCAGAGAUUUGAUGAAGGCUGUUGGCUGAAGCCAGAGUCUGGAAAGCACUCAAUCUCAAGGACAUCUGAGGAUAUCAACCAUAUAGUAAGUGUGCUUCUUGAUCAGGUGUGUACCUGAUCAAGAUUACUUUGACACCUGUCAGGUUUUACCAAAGCUUCCAGAACAUCCAAAUAAACCUGUUGCGCAAAUUGGACUAUGAGAAACUAGUGUUGUGGAUCAGCAACCCCAAACUGAAAUCACACUGUGAGAAGAACAAACUGUCUGCUCAUUUGGCACGCAGACAGAGGCCCAAAGUUGACAGUUGAUUUCAGCUGUAGUGCUAAGACCCUAGAAUAUAAAUUGUUAUCUUAAAUGCCACAGUUAGAGAAGUGAUGUAAGAAAUGGGAAAGAAUAAGUAGUACUGAAACCAAUGACAAUGUAGACUCACAAAAUGUAUGUUUAUUUUUAUAAUGUUCAGUGGCGUGUAUUCAUGGUUGCCAAGGGAAGCCAGGCUGCCCACAAAAAAAUUACCAAAAAAUAAAUUAUUAAUUUAUCUUUCGUCUCUGUGUUUCAUAAUUUUCCUUCAAUUUGAAAGAAGCUGUAUGUUUCUCACCUUCUGUCUUUGUAUGUGUAGGCCAUCUGAUGCUGUCUGGUCAAAAAGAGUAUGACAUUGUUGCCGCUUGUAGCAUUUAAUGCAAGGGAGUCCAACAUGCAUUUGGCCUCCUUUGAUAAAAAAAGUAUAAAAUAAUAGCCAAUCAGGGUUGAGCUAAACUGAGUGAGUUCAACUGUGAAUGGUCCUGGAGCACCAAAAAAAGUGUCAAGGGAAGCCAGUGAGGAUUUGGCUUUACUCCAAACGUAAUUGACAGAAAAAAAACUUGAAUUGUUGCAUCUCGUUGUGUUGUUGUCCUCCAGUGGCUAGCUAGCUAAAAUUGGUAUUUUCCUAAAUUGGCCAUGGAUGGAGACAAGGAUUUUGACUUUUUAAACUCUCCGUAUUGGCCGAUGAUUAUAACGGCAAUUCUGAUCCAACCAUAAAUGCGUACAUUGCUGUGCCUGAGAGGAUGGAAGUUCCAUAUGUAGCUAGAUGUAACU
Molecule: messenger RNA, 3570 nt
Organism: Oncorhynchus tshawytscha (Chinook salmon)
Lineage: Eukaryota; Metazoa; Chordata; Actinopteri; Salmoniformes; Salmonidae
Product: cysteinyl leukotriene receptor 2
Exons: 3
Coding region: 520-1911 (463 amino acids)
Biological process (GO): G protein-coupled receptor signaling pathway
Cellular component (GO): plasma membrane
Molecular function (GO): G protein-coupled receptor activity
Source: RefSeq, a predicted model, not a curated record